CCCCCGCACCCCCGCUGUGAUCGGUGGUGUGCUGUGUCCCUGGGACACAGCAGAUCACCGAUCAGUGGAAAAAGCCGAUGGCGUCAGCUCUGUCAUGUGAUCAGCUAUGUCCAAUCACAGCUGGGACACCUACACUGAUCAUCAGGGCACUGAUGAACAGUGUAGCCCCAUCAGUGCCACCUGUCUGUGUCCAUCAAUGCCACCUGUCAGUGCCCAUCAUUGCACAUCAAUGCCACAUAUCAGUGCCCAUCUGAGCUGCCUUUCAGUGACAACUAUCAGUGCCACCUAUCUGUGCCAGUCAGUGCUGCCUAUGAGU
Molecule: messenger RNA, 316 nt
Organism: Staurois parvus
Lineage: Eukaryota; Metazoa; Chordata; Amphibia; Anura; Ranidae
Source: the annotation of a GenBank genome assembly